This is a messenger RNA of Ceratina calcarata, 1248 nucleotides long. RefSeq names its product protein ALP1-like. Lineage: Eukaryota; Metazoa; Arthropoda; Insecta; Hymenoptera; Apidae. The record is from RefSeq and is a predicted model, not a curated record. The transcript has 2 exons. The coding region runs from base 1 to 1248 and encodes 415 amino acids.
AUGAGUUUGUCCCAGUCGGAUAUCCUUGCCAUCGGCAUUCUUUUGGAUGCGGAUGCAGAAGAGGAGAGGAGAGAGGAGGCUGAGAGUCCAGAAGUGGAGCGCGAACAUUCCCAACGACAGCAUUGGGUGCAUCCUCUAUGGAAAACCCGUGCAGCAGAGGGUGAAUUCGCGACACUGUUCAAAGGACUCAUUGAUCACGAGGAGAAGUUCUUCGAGUACUUCCGAAUGCCGCGCGCAGGGUUCGCGAUCUUAUUCCAAAAACUGGAACAGCAGUUGAGGAAGAAAGAUACGAACUGGCGAAACAGCAUUUCUGCUGAGGAAAGAUUGGCGGUUUGUUUGCGAUUUCUGGCAACUGGCGACUCCCACAAGACCAUCUCCUUUAGCUAUCGAUUGGGGCACACUACAGUUAACAAAAUUGUUAACGAGACGUGUGCAGUAAUCGUACGGACGCUAUUGCACGAGAUGAUUCCGGAGCCCACGAACGACACGUGGACUACAACCGCGGAGGAUUUUUGGACGAAGUGGAACUUCCCCAAUUGUAUUGGCGCACUAGAUGGGAAGCACGUUGUAAUACAAGCGCCACCCAAUUCAGGAUCGCAGUAUUACAAUUACAAGAAAACUUUUUCAAUUGUGCUAUUGGCAUUGGUGGAUGCCAAUUACAAAUUCCUCGCUGUGGACGUCGGAGGGUAUGGGAAAAACAGCGAUGGGGGGAUUUUCGCGCAUUCCGCCAUGGGUCGACGAUUAGAAGCAGGUACGCUGAAUGUGCCCGACAGCAGGGAAUUGCCUGGCAGCGAGAUGAGAGCAUCUCACGUGAUCGUUGGCGACGAGGCAUUCCCAUUGAAAACAUACCUGCUACGACCAUAUCCGGGUGUCCAAUUGUCGCACGAUACGCGGAUUUUUAAUUACCGAUUGUCUCGUGCAAGACGCGUCGUGGAGAACGCCUUUGGAAUUUUGGCACAAAAAUUCCGCAUCUACCACCGGCGGUUGAACGCUAACCCAGAAAACGCGGAUAAUAUUAUUUUAUCUACGUGCAUCUUGCAUAAUUUCAUUCGGGACCUCACUAACGACCAACCGACUGGCGUACCUCACGGGGCCUCCACGUCGUCGGAAAUCGAGCAGACUAGCCUAGAAAAUCUGCCAAAUCAAGGAGGACAAGGGGGUAGGGAGGCGCUUCUUAUGAGGGACACAUUCAAAGAGUACUUCCUUUCGGAAGCUGGCAGUGUACCAUGGCAGGAGGAAUUAGCUUGA